Messenger RNA from Manihot esculenta (cassava), 1799 nucleotides. Its product is annotated as probable purine permease 5. The transcript has 2 exons. Gene Ontology annotation, cellular component: membrane. The record is from RefSeq and is a predicted model, not a curated record. NCBI's taxonomy places the organism in Eukaryota, Viridiplantae, Streptophyta, Magnoliopsida, Malpighiales, Euphorbiaceae. Gene Ontology annotation, molecular function: purine nucleoside transmembrane transporter activity. The coding region runs from base 313 to 1413 and encodes 366 amino acids.
UCAAAAUUGGACGACUCUGAUCUUUAUUAUAUUUACCGAUAUGAUAAUCUGAUUAGGGCCGUUUUACACUCAUUGAUUGAUUAACAAUCUGUUGAAUUCAAUUUUUUUUUUCAAAUAUUUUUUAUAUUAAAACAUGAGAUAGAUGCUUAAUUACUACAAUAUUAUUAAUCACAGAUACGUUUUUUGGACUGAUGGAGAAGAACAAAGGACCAACAUGCUUUGCAUGAUCGACAAUUUCGCGGGAGAGAUAAUGAGCAGAAAGUUUCCCACUCAUCAUAGCUCGUAAAUACCCAUCUUCUUGAGCUCAUUCUCAUGCUGGAAGAGGUGCUUUUGGAGGCUGGUGAAAGAAUGGAUGAGGAAACAGGGCAACCUUCUGUUUCAUUGCGCGACAAAAUGUCUAACUGGAAAGCUCAGGCUUUGGAAGCAUACAAAAGAAAGCCAAUCUCACACUGGAUUCUUUUACUUCUGAGUGUUGGAGCAAUGCUUGUGGCAUUUCCUGCUUCAAGUCUACUUUCGCGUGUUUAUUAUGCAAAUGGGGGUACAAGCAAGUGGAUUAUUUCAUGGGUGGCAGUUGCUGGGUGGCCUCUAACUGCUUUAAUUUUAUUCCCCACUUACUUCUUUUGUAAAACUUCUCCAACUCCUCUGACUCUAAAACUUCUUGUCUCUUAUAUUUUCCUGGGUUUCUUAAGUGCUGCUGACAACCUGAUGUAUGCAUAUGCAUAUGCCUAUCUCCCAGCGUCAACUGCCUCUCUUCUGGCUUCAUCAUCCCUGGUGUUUUCUGCUCUGUUUGGAUAUUUUAUUGUGCACAACAAAUUGAAUGCUUCAAUUAUAAAUGCUAUUGUGAUAAUUACUGCUGCUAUGACCAUAAUUGCAUUGGAUUCGGAUUCUGACAGAUAUGACUAUGUCAGUGAGCAUCAGUAUAUUAUGGGUUUUAUAUGGGAUACCUUGGGAUCUGCUCUCCAUGGGCUCAUUUUUGCUCUUUCAGAGCUAGUUUUCAUUAAAUUGCUUGGAAAAAGGUCCUUCCUUGUUGUAUUGGAGCAACAGGUCAUGGUUUCUUUCUUUGGUUUUGUAUUUACGACCAUUGGGAUCAUUGUGAACAAAGAUUUUCAAGCAAUGAAAUCCGAGGCCAAAAAUUUCGAAGGUGGAGAAGUUUCGUAUAUCCUGGUUCUUGUCUGGAGUACAAUUACCUUUCAGUUGGGGGUACUGGGAAGCACUGCUGUGCUUUAUUUGGCUUCUACUGUGUUGGCUGGUGUUCUCAAUGCAGUGAGGGUACCCAUCACAAGCAUCGCCGCUGUUAUUUUGCUGCACGACCCCAUGAGUGGUUUCAAGAUUCUCUCAUUGAUAAUAACAUUCUGGGGAUUUGGUUCUUACAUCUAUGGCAAUUCCUCUGCUAGUAAAGUUUCCUCGUCGUAGCUUCUUGUAAGUAUCUGCUGCAUUUUCAGUUAUUUUUUCUUUGCGCAACAUAUAAAUGCUUGAUGAUGCAAUUAUCAAUUUUUUGCUUUUCAUCAGAUCCUGGAACUUAUCUUAGAAUUUAUAGCAUAUUGCAUGUAUAUAUAUUUAUCAAAUGAUGCUUAUAGGCUUACACUCUUGUUCAUAUAAUUUAAAUUUAUGGAAGGAGUUUUGUAAUAAAAUUCCAUAGAUUGAAUAAGCAAUAUUUGUUAGCACAAUGCUGAAAAUUUCUGGCUACUAUGGUUGUAACUUGUAAGCUAAGCAGAGGUUCAAGUUCUUUUCUGUUAGAAACUGAAUUAUUAUGUUCUUUUCUGUUAACUUUUUGGUUAAUUAGUCUUUUAAAUUUUCUA